Molecule: messenger RNA, 528 nt
Organism: Tetrapisispora phaffii CBS 4417
Lineage: Eukaryota; Fungi; Ascomycota; Saccharomycetes; Saccharomycetales; Saccharomycetaceae
Gene: SLM4
Product: Slm4p
Exons: 1
Coding region: 1-528 (175 amino acids)
Biological process (GO): signal transduction
Cellular component (GO): Ragulator complex
Source: RefSeq, a predicted model, not a curated record
AUGUUGAAUUCCAAAAAUAUAAAAGAAGUGUUAGAAUCCACUUUGGAUUCAAUUGCUAUUCCAUUGAUUUCAUAUGAAUCAAAUAAAUUACAAUCGUCUGCGUUAGUAUCUGGCACAACAGGUUCUGUUUUAUCGUUCGCCAUGUCUAACACUGAUGAGAAUGGAUUUGGCUCGUCAGAUGCUCAUUCGGUGAAUAAUGUAAAAGUGAUGAGUCUUUUGGUUAAAGAAAAAUGGGUUGAUGAUGAAAAUACCCCGUCGGAGCAAACAACAACGAGUUGUUACACGUAUGAGAUACCAAAGGCAGCCACUCAAGGGUUUGGGAUGGAUUCAGAUACAACUGAACCUCUAAUUACAAGAGUAUACAUAUAUGAAUUAGAACGAUUGCGUGCAUGUGUCGCGCAAUUACCAAAGAGCGAUAUCCUAUUAUUGUUUAUAGCUAGCAACGAGUAUCCAUAUGGAUUGCUAGUGAAAAAAAUGAAAGCAUCGAUACUCUCAUUUAGGAGUCUAUUUGAAUAUAAAUUAGAAUAA